Molecule: messenger RNA, 1560 nt
Organism: Adineta steineri
Lineage: Eukaryota; Metazoa; Rotifera; Eurotatoria; Adinetida; Adinetidae
Source: the annotation of a GenBank genome assembly
AUGUUUAAUUAUUAUGCUACUAGUUUACAAGCUAGUGAUUUCUAUGUUCAAAAUUUACCUCUUCUACCAGAAACUGAAUCUACGAUUCGUAUGCAUGCUGGAUAUUUACCAGUUUGUUCAAAAAAUGAUGGUGAAUUAUUUUUCUGGCAUUUUGCUAACAAAUUCACAGGUGAUAAACCAAGAACAAUCAUUUGGUUAAAUGGAGGUCCUGGUCAAAGUAGUCUCAUCGGAGCUUGGACAGAAAUUGGUCCUUUUCGCUUUUUAGAUCAAAAUACCAUAGUUACAAAUAAUGGUUCAUGGCAUUUCUAUGCUAAUCUUUUAUUCAUUGAUCAACCUAUUGGUACUGGGUUUUCUUAUGUUGAUAGAUGGAUGUUUAUUGAAGAACUCGAUGUAAUGGCAGAACAUUUUCUCAAUUUUCUCGAUCGAUAUGUUGAGAUAUUUCCAGAAUUACUUGAAGAAGAUAUUUAUUUAGCUGGUGAAUCUUUUGGUGGUCAAUAUAUUCCUUAUAUUGCAAAAGCAAUUCUUGAAAAACGAUCAUUACUGAAACUACGUGGUCUUCUCAUUGGAGAUGGAUGGAUUGAUCCGAUUUCUCUUUAUAAUUCAUAUUUACCAUAUGCAAUUGCAAACAAUUUAGUAGAGAAUAAUUCAAUACUUUAUACUAACAUUAUUCGUCGAGUUGCAAUAUGUCAAGACAUAUUAUCGAAACAUGUACAUAUUUUUAUUAGUGAAUGUUAUUCUAUUCUUGAUCUGAUAAUGAAUAGUGGUACAAUUAGAGAACAAGAUGUAGAAAAUACAGAAGAUUCAUGUAUCAAUGCUUAUGACAUACGAUUAAGUGCAAAAGAACCGAUGUGUGGAAUGGCUGGACCAUCUGAACUUGAAUAUGUUUCCGCUUAUUUAAAUCGACCAGAUGUUAUGUCUAGUAUUCAUAUAGAUGGAAAGAAAUCUCAAUGGAAAGAUUUUACAGAAUUGGUUUAUAACUCAUUUCAAGCAUUUAAUUCUAAACCAUCUAUUCACUUGUUACCUAAUUUACUUUCAAAAAUUCCAAUUGUAUUUUAUAAUGGUGAAUAUGAUUUUAUUUGUAAUCAUUUGGCAGCAGAGAAUAUGUUAGAUAAUAUGACAUGGAACGGUGCAUCUGGAUUCGAUUUAGGAAAUGGAAAGGUCGCUCCGAUCUAUGCAUGGGUUGUUGAUGGUGAAUCUGUAGGUUCUAUACGCUAUGCACGUAAUUUAACUUAUAUUCUUUUCUUUAAUGCUGGUCAUAUGGUACCUUAUAAUCAGGCACGUCGAUCACAAGCUAUGCUACAUCAAUUUAUACAACUGAAUUUAACUUAUCCUAACAAUCAAACAAUAGAUAAUAAUCAUAAAAAAGUUAAUGAGAAUACGCACCGUGGUUUGAAGUAUAUUAUAUCAAUUGUAUGCAUUAUUAUUGUAGUUGUUAUUAGUAUCAUUUGGUUUCUUGCUCCCAAACGACGACAACCACGACAACGACAAUUAGUGCAAUAUAUAAGAGAUAAUGAUAAUAAUGACGAAUCUGGUGACCCGUUGAUAAAACCUGGAGAAUAA